Messenger RNA from Drosophila simulans, 1310 nucleotides. It is a transcript of the gene elm, whose product is annotated as calcineurin B homologous protein 1. Bases 125 to 694 code for a protein of 189 amino acids. The transcript has 2 exons. NCBI's taxonomy places the organism in Eukaryota, Metazoa, Arthropoda, Insecta, Diptera, Drosophilidae. The record is from RefSeq and is a predicted model, not a curated record. Gene Ontology annotation, molecular function: calcium ion binding.
CCGCCUGCAUUAUGGCUGUACACAAAUCGGACUUGUGGUCCAAUCCAAAUCGAAUGGCAUUCAAUGCUCAUCUGCGAUUGUUGAAAGUUUAAAGAGACCGAUCGGCGCACAACACAACGUCACCAUGGGCAAUAAGUCGUCGCUUUUCCUGCGGAACGAGGAAAUCGCGCAAAUCCAGGAGGAGACUGGCUUCACCCCCAACCAAAUUGAGCGACUUUACUCGCGCUUCACCUCCUUGGAUCGCAAUGAUUGCGGAACCUUGUCCCGGGAGGAUCUGAUGCGGAUACCGGAACUGGCCAUUAAUCCGCUGUGCGAGCGGAUAGUGCACUCCUUCUUCGCUGAGAGCAACGACGAUCGGGUGAACUUCCGGCAGUUCAUGAACGUCCUGGCCCACUUUCGCCCGCUGAGGGAUAACAAGCAGAGCAAGCUCAACAGCCGGGAGGAGAAGCUGAAGUUCGCCUUCAAGAUGUACGAUCUGGAUGACGAUGGCGUGAUCAGCAGAGACGAGCUGCUGUCCAUCCUGCACAUGAUGGUCGGGGCGAACAUUAGCCAGGACCAGUUGGUCAGCAUCGCGGAGAGGACGAUUCUGGAGGCGGACCUGUGCUGCCAGGGCAAGAUCUCGUUCGAGGACUUCUGCAAAGCUCUGGACCGCACCGACGUGGAUCAGAAGAUGUCCAUACGGUUUCUCAACUAGGCUAGCUGGAUGCGGGAAUCACGAGGAAAGAGCGAGCUUCUUAGUCAGUGUGUACCAAAUAGAUUAGGAUGAAGUUAGUCGAGAGGCAUUCCGGCGGGUUACUGAAACCUCUGCUGAUUAGAAAGCAGUGGUUGCUAUUCUUAUUAUAUCAGUUGUGUUUUCCAAGUUUAGAAGUUUCAAUUUAAUGAAUGAAAAUGAAAGUGUCGCAAAGUUUUUUAAACCUAAGUAGUUUGCCUAAAGCUUAUCCAAGAUAUUGCGUUCUAGUUAAACAAAAAAUUAAUUUGUUUUGAUCACAGGUGCUAGAGAAAUACAGAAAAAUAUAACCAAUUGCUUGGUAUCUAAAAGUUAAAUGCAGCCGGAAAUGCGAUCAAAUAUUUAUGAUAAAAAUAUAAAUAAAGCUUUUGUUGUCUUGUAUUACAAAAAAAAUAUUUUUACAAAUAUUGUAGGUUUCAGGAACCCCUCGGAUUUACUUGUAUUAAUAGUUGUUAUGAAGAAAGAAAGAGAUGCACAUUUCUUUUUGUUAAUACCUUGUUUUUAUAAUUACACACUCAUUCCGCUCAACGUAAAUUCUAAUUCAGCUGCUUACGAAUAAAAGCAACGCGGAUUAACACACUAA